Molecule: messenger RNA, 4503 nt
Organism: Peromyscus californicus insignis
Lineage: Eukaryota; Metazoa; Chordata; Mammalia; Rodentia; Cricetidae
Gene: Bahd1
Product: bromo adjacent homology domain containing 1
Exons: 7
Coding region: 206-2557 (783 amino acids)
Molecular function (GO): chromatin binding
Source: RefSeq, a predicted model, not a curated record
GCUCCUUGAAGUGAAGUCCGGGGCUGGCUCUGGCGCUACAAGGUGUCCAGGACACAGUUCCUUCCCGCACCUCACAGGGACCUCCCACCCCUUCGUAUGACCUCAGCUUGCUGUGCCCACCCACCCAGCUGACCCCGAGAGCGUGCUCAGGCUUGGAAAAGCACGUCUGUGGGUGUGAGAGACGGAGCCACAGCAUAAGGUGACUAUGGGGAAGCUAGGUUGGAGGGAUUCCAUGACACACACUCGGAGGAAGUCCCUUCCUAUGCUUAGUUCCGGCCCCACUGGCCGAGGGGAGCCCCUGCAGAUGGAAGACAGCAAUAUGGAGCAGGGGGGUGAAGAUGUAGAGCCAGGCAUGCCUGAGAGCCCUGGGCAUCUCACAGGGCGCCGCAAGAACUACCCAUUGCGUAAACGUUCACUGGUUCCAGAAAAGCCCAAAGCCUGCAAAGUGCUGCUGACUCGCCUGGAAAAUGUGGCUGGUCCACGAAGCGCAGACGAGGCUGACGAGCUGCCCCCUGACCUGCCCAAGCCCCCUAGUCCGGCCCCAUCCAGUGAGGACACUGGUCUUGUGCAGCCCCGAAAGCGGCGCCUGGCCUCCCUUAAUGCAGAGGCCCUCAAUAAUCUGCUGCUGGAGCGAGAGGACAUGAGCAGCCUGGCAGGUGCCCGCCGAAGCCGAGGGGGGGACUCUCACCGGAGCCGGGACCGGGCCACAGGGGCCUGGUCUUUCUCUAAGAAGCGACCUCGGCUGGGAGAUCUUGGAGAAGGAAGUCGGGACCUGUCCCCAGAGCCAGCCCCAGAUGAAGCUGCCCGUCGAGAUGGAGACCCAGCUCCCAAGAGACUGGCUAGCUUAAACGCAGCUGCCUUCUUGAAACUCAGCCAGGAGCGGGAGCUGCCUCUUCGACCUUCUCGAGCCCAAGCAGAAGCAGAUGGGCGCUCCACUGAGCCCCUGGCACCCAAGAUCCUUCGGCCAAAGUGGGCCAAGGUCAACGGCAAGAACUGUCCUAAGGCUCGGCAGGGGGCCGGCUCUGGGGAGACCACAGGGCCCCCCAGCUGGCAAGAACAGCCUGAUGAGCCUUGUCCAUCUGCUACUCCUCGUGGGCCACCCAUCCAGCCAUCUCACCAGGCCCCAGGCAAGGCUCUGGAGGACCCCUUGCGCCCCCACCUGCCUCUGCUGAUGGGUGGGCAGGCAUCCCUGAAGCCAGAGCCUGGGCGUCCAGGUGAAGAGUCGCCUGCCCCCAAGCAGGAACUGCAUCAGCCCUCUUUCCCAGCACCUCAGCUGUCUCCACUGCCGCUGCCCGGCAAUCCAGCCGACUAUAGUGGUCUGUGUGGAGGACCUGAGCUCACUGCACUAGGCAGCUUCUACCUGUACUGUGGCCAGGACGGGCUGCAGUGUGGGAGCUACUCCCCUUGCCCCAUGCUCCCAGAAGGCAAGGUGUCUCCCGUGGCAGCCCCCAGUGAGGGGCUCCUCAUGUCUCCGAGCUCAGUGCCCUCCGGCAUCCCUUUCCAGCACCCGCCUUGGAGCUCAUCUCGCUACUGCUCCAGUGAGGACACUGGAGUGAACGGCUACAGCAUCUGUGGAGUGUUACCCUUGUCUCUCACCCACAUUGGCACUACCUGUGGCGGCUGCCCCUACAAAAUGCCUUUUACAGCAGGCUGCAGGUCCCUCGGCCAGCUGGAAUUUCCUCUCCCAGAAGCUGGCCAUCCAGCCUCACCUGCUCACCCCCUCCUGGGAUGCCCUGUGCCCAGUGUGCCACCUGCAGCAGAGCCCAUCCCCCAUCUUCAGACACCCACCUCGGAGCCCCAGACGGUAGCCCGGGCAUGCCCUCAGAGUGCCAAGCCUCCCAGCGGUUCCAAGUCUGGUUUGCGCACAGGCUCCAGCUGUAGGUACACUGUGAGGAGCAAGGCUGCCCGCAGACCCAGCCACCCCAAGCAGCCGCGUGCCCAGCGCCCACGUCCCCGCCGCCGCCGUCGCCGCCGCACUAAUGGCUGGGUGCCUGUGGGCGCUGCCUGUGAGAAGGCGGUGUAUGUCCUGGAUGAGCCGGAACCUGCCAUCCGAAAGAGCUACCAGGCAGUUGAGCGACAUGGAGAGACAAUCCGAGUCCGAGACACUGUCCUCCUCAAGUCAGGCCCAAGAAAGACGUCUACACCUUAUGUGGCCAAGAUCUCCGCUCUCUGGGAGAACCCUGAGUCAGGAGAACUGAUGAUGAGCCUCCUGUGGUACUACAGGCCUGAGCACCUGCAGGGAGGCCGCAGCCCCAGCAUGCACGAGCCUUUGCAGAAUGAAGUUUUUGCAUCGAGACAUCAGGACCAGAACAGUGUGGCCUGCAUUGAAGAGAAGUGCUAUGUGCUGACCUUCGCCGAGUACUGCAGAUUCUGUGCCAUGGCCAAGCGCCGGGGCGAGGGCCUUCCCAGCCGAAAGACAGCACUGGUGCCCCCAUCUUCAGACUACUCCACCCCACCACACCGCACAGUGCCAGAGGACACGGACCCUGAGCUGGUGUUCCUUUGCCGCCAUGUCUAUGACUUCCGCCAUGGCCGCAUCCUCAAGAACCCCCAGUAGCCUCUUCCUGCUCACGCUGGGGCUGCCUUCGGGAGAGUGGGGCCUGGGGGGGCACUGCUUGAAGCACAGCACUUGGUUAAGGGGCCAUAGGUUGCUGGCCUGUGGUUCUCUUGGGGGGAGGGAGGGCAGGGGUCCUAUAGAUUCAGGACCACAUGGGAGAAAGGGAGACCAGGAUAUGAGAAAGGCAUCUGAGCCCUCAGUUUGGCCUGGGGUGCCCAUCUGUGCACCCCAGGGUGGAGACUCCCGAAGAUUCAGUCUUCCCUGAAGUUGGGCCAAACCUGAGGGUCAUGGGCCAAGGAAGGGCAGGGGCAUGUAGAAGGGGUAAGGUCCUUCCAGAAACAGGCCCACCAGGCCCCUUUCUAGCCUCCCCAGGCCUUCCAAGGGUAGCAGGAGCCAGCUUUACCUCACCCACUGUGACCCGCUGCUUCCCUGUCAGCCUGGGACCAGGCUCUGCAGAUUCUAGCACAGCUCCAGCUUGUUCCAGUGAGUCAAGAGAGCCAAGCUUUGACUUCCUCUCCCUGGACUCGAGGCUUUCCCCUGGCUUUCAAACCCCUGCAGUAGCCACUGGUGCUGGCACAAGGUGACCCGGCCCACCCAUGGGUGCCCGCCUCCUGUCAGCUUUCCAUUAAGGGCCACCCAGCAGGUCUGGCUUCCCAGAAUACUGGUCAACAUGGAGUUUGUCGUGUCUGGAAGAGCUGAUGAGUGCUGGGAGAGAGAGAGGGUGGGGGGCAGGGGACAAGGAAAAUUGCUACCUGAUUCGUUGAUGAUUUUUCCUCUUGCCUUAUACUUGGAGGUUCUGGGAAACCUCUUGCAGAACUUCACAUGUGACUCUUCAAGCCACACCCACCUGAAAUCAAACCAAAGGAGUGCUGUGGCUCCCCUUGCCCUGCCACCCCUUACCUUAGUCUUUUGUAGAUUGCACUAAUUUACAUCCCAGUGAGAAUCAACACUGUAUCAGUCCACAGACCAGAACUGCAGCCACUUACUGAGGGGCUAGGACCUGCAUUCUCAGUUCUUCCUGUUGCCCAGAGAUUUGUUCUCACCUCAUGCUCCCCACCAGAGGCCCCGUUGUCCAGGCUCUCCGAGGGGCUAGAAGCCUGGUUACUUGUACCUUGUUUGUACCAAAGAGGAGCAUGGGGGUUGGGGUGGGUGCACUGUGGUUGGGUUUGGGCCCGGCACUGGGAACCUGCCAACCAUACUUCUACAAAGGCAUGCUCCAGGGGCAUAUGCUGUGGAAGAUGGCACUGGGUCCUCCCCUAGAGGGGAGACACAGGUUCAGCAGUCUGAGGAGAUGGUACUGGGGUGGGUACAGUCUGGCACAGGCUACAGUGGGAGGUGGGAGUGACCCCUGAAGGCAAAGCCCUGGCACCUCCAGGUCCAGGUCCUGAUUCUUAGAAGAUAAAUUGCUCCUGAUGGGUAACUAGGCUGGGUGAGGGCCUGAAGGCUUCAGAGGUUAAUUUUUGCUUUGGAAGCCCUGUCCCAAACCCAAAGGGAAGACUUUGUAUUGAAUAUGCUCUUUGGAAGCAGGCAUCAGUCUGGAAGAGCGAGGCAUAAGUAAGAGGUUGACAGAGUGGCAGUGGACCCCUUCAGAGCCUGUUUGUUCUAGGGUGCUGCCAAGGAGCCCAGCCUCACCCACAGGGAAGGAGAUAAGACUCCUAACAGGCAGGGGCUGCUGCCCAAAUGUUAAAUGCUUUUGGAAUCUCUUAGAUGUGGAAAUAUUUUUUCGAACAUGAAAAUGCAGCUGGUAGAAUUUCAAUGGAAGUAUAAUCCAUGUAAAAUAUAUUUUAGUUGAUAUUUUGUAAAAUGCACUUUUUGUGUGUGUCGAUCCUGGUUUCCCAGAUCUGUAUUUCAGUGUUUACAAGGGAGGGGGUACCUUUCCUAACCUCCCUUUUGACAGAGAUUAGAAGUACUUCUUUAAGAAAAAUAAAUAAAUUUGAGAAAUUGUA